Molecule: messenger RNA, 3129 nt
Organism: Branchiostoma belcheri (Belcher's lancelet)
Lineage: Eukaryota; Metazoa; Chordata; Leptocardii; Amphioxiformes; Branchiostomatidae
Product: platelet-derived growth factor receptor alpha-like
Biological process (GO): multicellular organism development; cell surface receptor protein tyrosine kinase signaling pathway; protein phosphorylation
Cellular component (GO): signaling receptor complex
Molecular function (GO): transmembrane receptor protein tyrosine kinase activity; ATP binding; protein binding
Source: RefSeq, a predicted model, not a curated record
UGUAAGCCUGGCUGGUACAGCCAUGAUUACCAUGAUGGGUUAUUGCCUAAGGGCAAGAAGACAAGGUAAAUAGUGCGAGAUCACUACUGCGCUGGAGUGAACAACAGUGUAACACGGACUCCCGACUCGUUUAGAAGUUGUUAGACGGACUAGACAAGAUAUACCAGCCAGACGUACUACGAGCCCAACACCCCCCACCCCCACAUCCGGAGGUAAAACAGGGUACGAUAAUAAUUCACAGCAGUGAAGAAGAUAGCAAGACUGCAGACACCUUCAGAACUUCUUAGACUACGCAGCAGCAGCAGGAUGCAGACGUUUCACGUGACGUGCCGAGCUGCUGCAGUCGGUGUCCUCGGUCUCCUGUGGGUCGUCACGGCUGUCUUCACCUGCCCGGAGAGAUGUGAUUGUGUCUCUGACAGGCUGCACGAAAUCAGUGUCUUCUGUGACGGGCGGGGGCUCACAGACGUUCCCGCCAACAUACCAUCGGAUACAACUCAUCUUUUUCUGAGUUACAACACCAUACAGAGUCUGUCUCAUGCGGAUUUCUCAAAUCUGACCAGUUUGGAACGCCUUUACCUGUACAACAAUAACAUCUCGAGUCUCCCCGCUGGAGUUUUCUCACAUCUCACCCGUCUGUUGGAGCUGGAUCUAUCUGAUAAUCAUAUAGCUGAUCUCCCGGAUGGAGUAUUCUCAAUUCUGACCAGUUUGGAAUAUCUUGACCUGUCCAACAAUAAGAUCUCGAGUCUCCCCGCUGGAGUUUUCUCACAUCUCACCCGUCUGGAGCGGCUGGAUUUAUCUGAUAACCAUAUAGCUGAUCUCCCGGAUGGAGUAUUCUCAAAUCUGACCAUUUUGGAACGCCUUUACCUGACCAACAAUAACAUCUCGAGUCUUCCUGCAGACAUCAAACACCUUUCUACCCUGACAUCCCUUGACAUAACAGGGAAUCCCUGGAGGUGUGACUGUAGUUUACAUGAUAUAAUGACUUCGCAACGUGUGCGCGGUUCAAUUGGCGAUAACUCUACCUGCAGCUCCCCUCCCCACAUGAAAGACGACGCGCUGACCGACGUUGUGUCAGGCAGGAUUUGUAACGGUCGCGGGGUCUGCCCCACGGGAAGUACAGAGGGCACUUGUGCUUGUGACGUCGGCUGGACUGGCCCAUACUGUGGCGAAGAACUUAACAUUGCCCUUGGAAAGAACGCAACGCAGAGUAGCACCGACGCCUGGAAUGGUGCCGAGAAGGCUGUGGAUGGUGAUUACAAUGAAUGUGCUACCACUACCACAGGUCUGUCAUCACCAUGGUGGCAGGUGGACCUGGCAGGUUUCUACAGAGUCAGCAGGGUCAGCGUUCAGAGUAACUUUUUUGGGUCCGGGGAUGGUAGGGUACGAGUUGGUCCGAACGAGAACUUGACCCAGAAUGACCAGUGCGGACAGACUUUCCAACUCUACCCUCCGCCGCCCGAAUGGCGAAUUGCGUAUUGCGAACAGCCUUUAUUCGGCCGUUAUGUGUCAAUAGAGUAUGUGGGGCGAAUCUACAGCGGCUUUUUACUGUGCGAGGUAGAGGUCUAUGUUACAGAUAUCUGCUGUGACGAUACCAUAAAACUGAAGAACGGCCAGGUCACUGCUACCGACGGCUACUGCUCUAAGAGCGACAUCCAGUUCUCCUGUGACAGGUACGAGCUAGUCGGCAACCCUGCCACCUGCCAAAAGAACGGGAGUUGGGACCGAGAAUUUCCGACUUGCCAACGGACCUGCUGUGACAACACAACCAGGAUAAAGAACGGCCAGAUCACGGUUGAUAAUGACUACUGCUCUGGGAAUUCCAUCCAGUUCUCUUGUGAUACUGGAUAUCAGCUUGUCGGCAGCUCUUUCGCUUCCUGUCGGGACAAAAAUUGGGACAGGGAGAUUCCGACAUGCCAACAGGAAAGUCGCACGUCCACUGAAGCCAUUAUCGGCGGCACCAGUGCCGGUAUCGCCGCAUUGCUGAUUGUGGCAGCUGUCGUCUUCACGGUGUACUUAAGACGUCGGAGGAAGAAAAGAAAAGAAGAAGACUACGAACUAUCGACUGUUUACUUUGUACCAGAUGAUGUUAUCAUCCAUAGGAGGAGAUUGGAGGAGAUGGUCCCGCUGGUUCCUGCCCGACCACAGUUCCCGAAGUUAGAGACCGACCCCAGCCGGGUGACGCUUGGUGAGAAGAUCGGCAGCGGGGCGUUCGGCAUCGUUUACCGGGCAACCCUGACGCGGGACGACCGGACGGAGGACGUCGUCGUAAAAACUCUGAAAGAAAACGCCAGUGAGGAUGACAAGCUGGGUUUCCUGGAGGAAAUCCGUGCAGUUGUGGACCUGGGGGUUCAUAAGAACCUGCUGGGUUUGCUCGGCUGCUGCACGGUGGUACGAGACCAUCUGUAUCUCAUCACGGAGCUCAUGCCGUACGGAGACCUGAAGAGCUUCUUGAGAAAAUGCCGGGAGGAAGCGACCUCUGAUGAACCUGGAGACGAUAUCUACACCUUUGAGGUUAUGCAGAUGUAUCAGGUGGCCCGGCAGAUCGCUAGAGGCAUGGAUCACAUCGCCCGGUCUCGUUACGUCCACGGAGACCUGGCCGCUCGGAACGUGCUGGUCGGAAAACGCCUGCAUGUGAAGAUUUCUGACUUCGGGCUGGCAGAAGACAUCUACGGCCGAGGUUACCGUCGGCAGGACCGGCUCCAGAGGGUUCCCUGGAAGUGGAUGGCGCCGGAGCGGCUGGAGGAUGGGAAAGCCUACAGCUCACAGAGCGAUGUGUGGUCCUUCGGGAUAGUGCUGUACGAGAUCUGCACGCUAGGGGGCGACCCUUACCCUGGCGUGGCAGUAUCCGAGCUGAAAGAGCGCCUACAGGCUGGAUUCAGGAUGGACCAACCUGAAGACUGCCCGCGAGCCAUGUACGAUCUGAUGCAGCAGUGUUGGCGCUGGCAGCCCAUCCAGCGGCCGCUCUUCAGCCAGCUGUAUCUAACACUGGACAAGCACCUCGCCUUCUACGGACCCGAGUACUUACUUAAUUAAUCACCUUUGCUCCCGUUGGAGACCAAGGCACCAUCAAACUUCUUCCAGCCGUUCCAAUCUUGGCCCAGCCAUCCGUUCUCAUGCCAGGUCUUUUGG